Messenger RNA from Musa acuminata subsp. malaccensis (wild Malaysian banana), 3576 nucleotides. RefSeq lists its product as uncharacterized. The record is from RefSeq and is a predicted model, not a curated record. NCBI's taxonomy places the organism in Eukaryota, Viridiplantae, Streptophyta, Magnoliopsida, Zingiberales, Musaceae.
UCACGUCGUCGACUCCCCCCUGUUACUGUCUCUGUCAACAGACCAAUGACAUGCGGCUUCUUUGAUCGACCAUGUCGCGCUGCUGUGAAUCUUGAUUCACGGCCACUUCAUCCUUUUUUCGUUCCAGGAAGGCUUGUGUCGGGGAUGCGAUAGGCUGGGCUGCUCCUCGUUCCGCCUCGAGAUCGGUGACAGCAGGAGUCGAUCCCGAUUGCGGUCGCGAUCCCCGCGAGAGAGGAAGCGGAGCGCGGAUGAUAGAGGCAGCCGGAGUCGUGGUGCUCGAGCAAGGGCAGAAUCGGCAACCAACGCGCGGCACAUGAACGUCUCCUGUCUCUUUUUCCAGUAAUCACAACAUGAGCAGUAGCUGACGACGGUGCGGAUCAAGGAGGAAAGGGGAAGGAAGGGAAACAAAAGCAACGGCACAGGCGGCAACGGCAGAGAAGAGCGCCGAAAGUUAGAUUUCGGCCGCUCGCUCUCCUCUCUUUGUAUGCCUCCAUUCAUGGGAGAUCGAAGACUCUUCUUCCUCCCUCGCUUCCGUGGUUCGUCGCUUUGUUCUGUUCCUUCCACGACGGUAGCUUAGGGUCUUUGACAAGAGAUUCUUGAGAUGUGAAGAAGUGCUUGUAUCUGUGAUGACGACGACGACGAUGGCGUCGACGAAAGGUGUUUUGGACCUAAACCACUUGCCGCCACCGGACUACGAGGACCACGUGAAGGAGGAACUGAAGCGAGCGAUGAUUCAGCACGAGAUCUUAUUCAAGCACCAGGUGCGAGAGCUCCAUCGCCUGUAUUGGACGCAGAAGAAUUUGAUGAAUGAUGUUCGCUGGAGACGAUCUGAUCGCGUAUCGUCUCUCGAGGCACAGAAAGAACGCAAGGGACCGGUGGAGGAGGUAAAAGCCGGCAGUGUGCGACAUGGCUGCUCCACGGCGAAAUCGAUGGGGAUGCAGAACACUUCAUUUGAAUUGCGUGCCAACGAUAGGAGGAACUUCGAUCUUCAACUUCCUGCAGGGCAUGUGAAGGUCGACUUCAGUGCUACAGAGGUUAAGAACAAAUCUGGCCAUAGGACGACAGCCAAGUGUUCCCAUUCUGUGCAUCAGACUGAAAGAUGGCAAGAACUCGACUUUAUCCACUCAGAUGCUGGAUUAGAAGAAAAUGGAGGCUCUGUAUCUCCCAAUUUUCCCACCAAGAAGAAACAACCAGAAUACAAACUUACACACAUUGACCUGAACAUAGCUCAAGAUGAUGAAUCUAAUACUUUUUUUUCAAAUACUGUAGAAACACUUCAUUCUCCAUCAACAAGUUCAUCAAUUGUCCACCAUGGAGAUGAUUUGAGAGUAUCAAGCAUCAAAUCUGAACAAAAAGAUGGGAGUGCAAAAGAAUCCACUGUCACCGAUCAGCUUGCUGUUGUAUCCCCUGGUUCAGAAAAUUCAAGGGAAAAGAGUGCUGACUCAUUGCCUCAUGAACAUAUAGAUUCCUAUCCUUCUUCGGUACAAGCUUCUGAACAGAAUAAUAAUGCCAUAGAGAAUAUUUGGAACUACAAAGAGUGCAUUGUUAAUAAUGAAGAUUGCAGAUCAGGCAUCAGAAUCCCCGAAGCAUGUUACAAAAAUUUGUUGGAAAGAUUUUCGAGUGCCUACAAUGGGGGAGCCCAGGACAGUACAAAUAGGACAGUACUUGCAGGCUUACAUGAACCUGGAAUGGAAAAUAUUGACUCAUUUAUCAGCCCACCUAAUCUUGUUGUACAUGGUGAUUCGAAAAAGAAUAUUUUAAUUUCCAGUAAGUAUAGGGAACACAACUGCUUGCAUGCAUCAGCUGGGAGUACCACCGAUCUGCCACCAGAAGCUGCUGGAGAUGUGGCAGAGAAAGAGACAAAUAUUGAUGGGAGUGAAGAGGAUACGGUAUCAAGUCAUGCCAUAGUUCCAGAUGAAUGUCAACAAAUUGAACUUAAGGAGUCUCCUAUUGGGUUUAAGCCCAAUCAGUUAGCUGGAAACAGUGAAUGGGCCUCAAAGGAAAAAAGUGUCGUAGAUCAUGCAGUUAUCUCCAAAUCAGAGAACUCUGCAACUACACACAUAGACUCAGUGAUGCCCGAAAGGAUUUGCGGCCAACAGGUUUCAGAUGUUAAUGGCUCUGACUGUAUCUGCAGACAGGAUGGACAAAUAUCUGAACAGCAGCUUGCUUUAGUAGAGGUAGAUCAUGUAAUUAUCAAGGCAGCUGAGAUACUUGCAUCUAUUUCUUCAGAGAAGCCAUUGUGUUCGGUGGAUCAAUUGACUAACAAUGGGCGGAUGGAAUUUUAUUGUGAAGAAGGCAAUGAUCAGCCUCAGUCUUCUGAUUCUUUUGAGAUGGGAACACUGAAUCUAGAGGAGAUAAGAGAUAAUGGAAUUUCAACCUGCGCCAAACAAAUUGACAAUGAGACUAGGAAGGACGUAUGCAAGUUUAAGCUAGGUAGGGGAAUGCGGGAUUUCCAGAAGGAUAUAUUGCCAGGGAUCAUCUCUCUUUCGAGGCAUGAAAUCUGUGAGGAUCUCUAUGCCAUAAAGUAUGAGCUUGGGAAGAAGAGGUCUCACAGGACCAGUGAGGAAAAUUGGGUGGUUCCUGUUAGAAGUAGGCGCUCAACCAAGGCCUUAAACCAUCGGUAGAAGGAAGCCAGAAUAGAAGACAUAAGGAGCACCGGUCCUUCUCACCUUCAUACUUGAUGCAAAAGCUUGUGCAUCAAAGACUCCAGAUUUGGAAGGCAUAUACAGAUAAUAUUCGUGCCCAUGAUAAGAUAGACACAACCACAGGAGAAAGGAUACUCCAUAUCUCAUCACCAGAAACAAGAAAUAGAUUUGAAUGAACAUCAACUUGGAAGUCUCUCCUUUGGAACAUUCCGUCUAUAGAUGCAGAAAUCUGUAUGCCAACCGGACUCCUUAAAGUCGCUUCGUUCACUCCAUUUAUGACAUAACAAAAGAAAGAGGUAAUUUGGUAUGCAAGAAUUGGUUGGUGCACAAUAUGCGACCUCAGAAGUGUAGUCAACAUCUUUCAAGGCCUUAUCUUCCAAUGGUGGAUCUUCCACUCACGAUGUGGCCCUCACUGGAUGUGAACAUCAAUUCAAAACAGAAGCUCUCUACAAGACAAGAAGGGAAACCUGAAGCACCAGAAGAUGCCCCAAAGCUCGGUCUUUAGAUUCUCCAGCUGUGGGAGAGUUGGUAAAAGACCACAAGAACCGAGAGAGAUCCCGGUAGCUAAUCAACCAUGGAGUAUAUUACCCUACUGCAAACUCACAGGAAUCCUUCAUGUUUUCUCCCAACCAUAAGUCCAGUGGAAACUGUACUCUCCUCAUCUCACGAUGCAACGAAGGUUGAACUUUUCAAAGUCCCCAAGCUGUGCGAAUCUCACAUUGACCGUAAGUCAUUUGAACAAAUACCAACCUACAAACAUCAAAGCCUUCUUCUCUGUACUAAUAAGGUUGAUUAGGUCUCCAGUUCAGUUGAUUUUGACUGCUUUAGUUCAGUGGACCAGCAAUGCGAUGCAAUGCAAGCUGGGGAAGAACAUGCAGACAGCUGCCGAGAUUCACUGUAAAUGAUCAAUAAAUGUCACAGCUUCACAGAC